AUGGUUCAGACAGAUCGCUUGAAGAAAGGCGUAGGCUACGGCGAGAUCAUGUUCUCUCUCUCGUACUUACCCACGGCCGAGAGACUGACGGUGGUCGUGGUGAAGGCGCGCUCCCUGCAGUGGAUGGACGAGAAGGAGUCAGCUGAUCCGUUCGUGAAGAACAUCCAGCUGCGCGUCACGGUGGCCGAACACAGCGCGGACGGAGGUCAGGCGAGGGCGGUGGGUCACGUGAUCGUGGGCACGCAGGCGACGGGCAAGGCUCUCUCGCACUGGAACCAGAUGAUGUCGGCGCUGAGGAAGCCCAUCGGCAUGUGGCAUCCCCUGCGGCGCUAA
Messenger RNA from Penaeus vannamei (Pacific white shrimp), 333 nucleotides. The record is from RefSeq and is a predicted model, not a curated record. Lineage: Eukaryota; Metazoa; Arthropoda; Malacostraca; Decapoda; Penaeidae.